Anopheles funestus (African malaria mosquito) is the source of this 5126-nucleotide messenger RNA. RefSeq names its product muscle-specific homeobox protein tinman. Lineage: Eukaryota; Metazoa; Arthropoda; Insecta; Diptera; Culicidae. The transcript is spliced from 3 exons. The record is from RefSeq and is a predicted model, not a curated record. Gene Ontology annotation, molecular function: DNA-binding transcription factor activity, RNA polymerase II-specific; RNA polymerase II cis-regulatory region sequence-specific DNA binding. Gene Ontology annotation, biological process: regulation of transcription by RNA polymerase II; cell differentiation. The coding region runs from base 2353 to 3708 and encodes 451 amino acids. Gene Ontology annotation, cellular component: nucleus.
CAAAAUUACAUUUUUAGAUAAAAAUAGUACAGAUAAUAUUUUCUAAAUAUUUGAUUCCUUAUUCUUUAACUGUUAUUCUAGAAAAUUUCAUUGUACAAAUUAGGUGCUUAGGAAAUUAAUUCUUCGAAACUGUAGAUCAUAUUUCAGUUAGUAUUUUUUUGUGAUUCCUCAACUUACAUUUAUUUGUAGACAAUGUUGUAUAUUGAAGUCAAUAUUCUAUAAAGUGAAAGAUCGCUAUGUAAGCAUUCCUUUUUUAUUGCCUUCAUAAAAAUUCCAACGAAAAAGUAAUAAACCCUUCACCUAUCAAUGAAAAACUCUAUCCUCCUCAAGACUGUUGAACAAAGAAAUAUUACAACUCGAUCGGCUGAAACAUUAAAAUAAAUUAAAAAAUUGAAAUUUCCUCAUUCUGCUUUCCCAUGUUAAGGUUUUUCUUCGUCUCCGAUGUAUUUUGUUCUUCCUGCUCGAGAAAUUUUCCCUCAUACAAUACUUCUGUUUUUCGUCAACAUUUUCCUGCCGUCGUCAACCUGCCGCAAUGGAAUGGGCCGACAACAAAUACCAUUAUUUCACUCCACAAUGAAAUCCUUUGAAGCUGAACCUUUUCCCUGACAUUGGCCUAUAUCACUGACAGCUUAUUUCUCUGUUGACAUGAUCCUCCACCAAACAAUCGUACAUUGUCGUACUGGCAGCAAGUGUCGAAUUACGCUUGCCCUUCAAGGAGAGAGCACUAUAAACUGCAACAACAACAAAAAAAACUAUGUCACGCGAGGAUGGACAGUUCGAUGUUUUGGUUUCUGCUCACAUCGACGUCACCGUUGAUGCGUAGUCCAGCAAUCCGUACCAAGACUGUCACUGUCGUCAAUCGUCUAGACGUCCCGGGUUUUACAUCCUUUUGCCCGACGGUGGUGCACCGGCCAUGGCGGCGCUUCCUGGGGUUUUGUAAAUUUGUGUUACACAACCGAACGUGUCCCCGUACCGUUGUCGCUGUCCUGCGUGGGCCAUCCGGCGCUGGAUUUCGAUUAUGUAAAACAGACAUAACAUCCAACAUGCUCGGUACUUGCUGGGUCGGGUCCGAAGUCCUUGGAGGUCCCUAAAGGCCGCACCAGCAAAAGAAGGAAAAGCGACUCGAACGAGAGAAAAAACCAUACACAAAUCAAACAAAUUGGACAUACAACAUUGCUUCCAGAUGUCGUUCCAGCGGAUGGGAAACGAGAGAAGCUUGCGGGAAGGCGAAACGAAAUGUACAGAAACAAAAUCAAUAUGUUUUUGCUUAAUACUUCGUAGGUAAUUUCUACGUGUAGGGCAGAAUAGAUGAGCGAGUAGAAAAAAAAAUUCAAGGAAUUUGAAUUACUUUCACUUAAGAAAGAGUCGGUGGCAUUUGUAUUAAUAAUUAAUAUUUUCCGUCUAGGUAUCGACGGUAGACAACACCGCCAUCUUUAAUACAGCAGGUCCAGAUUUGUAUUGGUUCGUGGCGGGAAAAUGAAAAUUGCUUUGAUAGCAUCCCGACUGCGCAAGACUAGACACACGCGCGAAACAUUUCCAAUACGUUGAAAACUUCCCAUGAAAGGCCCGUGUACCAAUCAGUGAUUCUCUUUCUCCUUACGAAAAGAUCACACCGUAACUCUGUGCCGCCAGAGAGCACAGACACCAACCGUGCAUGCGUAGUAUAUCUGAUUGUGGGUUUACGAUCAAAUUUGUAAGAAAAUUAGUGUACGCUCACAAACGGGGGGAGAAAAAAGGCCGUAAAUCAAUGGAGCACGGAUGAAAAUCUUUGAAAAGGAUGGCAAUAUUCAAAUACGAUCGGAACAUGUUCUGGCAAAUGUUUAGCUUUUCCGCUCAAUGAUGUCAAGUACCGUCGAGUGCCGUCUCUUUUCUGCGUACAGAUCGGUACGUGGCCCAGAACGGAUGAAAAUUUGAACGAACGCAUAGUGGAAUGUGUUUCGAAUCUGUUUGCCCGUACCAGUAAGAACAGUCGGUCACAUGUGGUUAUGUCGAAAGGACGUUGGACUAAAAGUUGCACUUAUUGCCGUGCAGGUCUGUACAGAAGUGUCUCAUUGGUGAUUGUGUCACGGUUGGUUUAAAAUGGAUUAAAAUCGUUAAGUUUGGAAACAGUGAUAAAAGUGCCAUUUUCCGUAUAUUAAAGGGGUUUAAAGAAAGCCCUAAAAGUGACCUUAAAGUUCCAAGGAAUUUUAUAGCGUAUGUGUGUUUGAAAAUGUGCAAAUCGUAAAAAUAGAUCUUGAAGUUAAAAUAGUGAAAAACUAUUACUGUGAACAUAUUAAUCACUUCGCUAAUUGUUCAGUGACUAAAACAUUGUUAAAAAGACAAAUACACUGAGUAAUUCGUGUGUAAAAUAAAAUGCUCCAGCAAGGAUAUUGUGAUCUAACACACGCGGACUUAUCAAGUGGUAGUGAGACGAACAAUAAUACACCAUUCUCGGUAAAGGACAUACUCAACAUGGUCGAAUCAGGUGCCGGAGUAAUGGAUAGUUAUCUGAAUUGUCAAAUGGAAAGUGCUCCUAACCACUUUGCAUACACACCUUACACCGGUUACGAAACUUCCUAUCAUCCACCGGAUCCGUACGGCAUGAUUUCCCACGGUUACCUGUCGCAAGCUCACCAUCACCAUGACCUCAACUAUGGUCCUUCGACGUACGACUUUAGCUCCGCUUCUGUUCCCUCAACCGUCUUACCACCUCACUUACCUCCACCCCAUUAUUCGCACACCCCUCAAUCCUACGGCUAUCAUAAUGCAACGAUCAGCUCGGCCACUAUCUCCGCCAACACAACAUCCAGUCCAGCACUCAGUUCCGUAGCCAGCUCUGUGGGAUCCGAGCUAGAAUUAGGCGCCUACGGUAAUCCGGAAAAGUCCUCCAUGAUAAGCGAACACGAACAUCAGUGUUCGAACUUUCUGCUACAGGACGUUCGACCCACACUGCUCGAUACUAGCACACCUUUGGAUAAUGUAUCGGACACGCGAAGUCCUCACGAUGGUAUCAAGGUAAAGGAAGAAUCCUUCUCGAGCGUUUCCACCUGCGUAACGUCGGAACACGUGCAGGAAUUGGACAGUUUGUGUCAGCUGAACAACAACACCAACACCGAGGAGGAUAUGUUGCAAAAAGAAUGUAGCACCCAGCUCGUCACAUCGUCCCGUUGCGAGUUACGCAAGAACGGUAAACUACGGGCGAAACGGAAGCCACGCAUUCUGUUCUCCCAGGGACAGGUGUUGGAACUCGAGCGACGGUUUCGCCAGCAGCGCUACCUGUCGGCACCGGAGCGCGAAACCCUGGCCAGUAUCUUGAAGUUGACACCAACUCAGGUGAAGAUCUGGUUUCAAAAUCGUCGCUACAAAUCAAAACGCGUCCAGAUAGAGAGUGCGUCCACGUCCAAGUGUGACACAACAUCUUCCGGCACCGGUGUUCCUAGGUGUCCCUCAGAUUCUGGAUCUAGCAGCAAAGAUUAUGAUGAACUAUCGCUCGGAAUUACGGUUGGGGCAGGGUCGGGAACUUAUGGUGCCGGGUUUCAUGCGACGAACAGUACCACAGGACCUACGAUGGGAUCAAGUAUGAGCUCGUCGAUCGGUGGAGGAUCUUCAACUACAGUACCGCCACCUCCUUAUCCAUCCUAUGGCAUCCAGUACUCCGAACAGUACUCAUCGACACCUCCUCCUCCACCACCCAAUCCUUACUACGAUCAAAAAGUGUCCUACUGGUAGGCGGCGCAGUGUAAGUAGGUCAAUCAGUUGUAAAUAGUUGUAACCGUAUCGAAAAUUUCUUAUUGCAUUCAGACAAACUUUGUGGACAAUAAAACAAUCAAAUUGAUUUAGUGGUAAAGAAAUAUGGUGUUUUGUUUAUAGUCGAAAUACAAAAAAUAAUUCCAUAACUAUGUCUAACCUAAUUGCUGUGACAUCGACAUAAAGUUAACACAUCCAUCAUCACAUCGUGAACGAUCGCACGCAAAUGCACAUCUGGUUUGGCCAAUGAUAGCAGUAUGAUAGCUUUAGGUCAACCGUAAUUCGAUAGUGGCUCCCGAAAAUAAGCGAAACCUAAUAAACCUUGUAGACGGGUGUGCACAUCAGUUUGUUGUCGAGAAUGAAUGACUAAAAUGGGCCCCAUGCUCCAUCCUCCGGCCGCUGCGGCUUUCCACGUUCGAUUGACAGCAAAUGAAACCUGAUUCGGCGCUCCGUAUGUCAAGCAAAUAAAGACCAAAUCGUUUACUGCCCCCGGCUUCUCCCCGCAGAUUGCAUUAUGAUCGAUUAAGGCGUCUCAUUCAUUCAUUCGUAUCGCGUGUGGUUCAUGUCGGAAUAGUUGAGUUGAGUGACGAAAUCGCACACCAGCAGCAAGCAGAUCCUUCCGUUUUCACUGUUUUUUGUUUUUUUGUUUUAUUGCUUCGUUCUUUUCUUCAGCAUUGGAUCGAAACUGUUCCAGUUUCGAAAAAGAAAGACAAAACUCCCUUUUGGAAAAUGGUUUUGCUCAAGCCGAGGUCGACCGAGGGCAUCUGCUUUACGUUCUGUCAAAGAAACGAUUAGCCCGGAUAACCCUUACGGUUCCUCGCGGUACCAUCGGUUCCAUCGCAUGGUUGCGAUCGUAAGUCAUAGAUGUAAGUGGUCGAACGCGGGACCUAAGCUGGGGCGGAUAAAAUGGAAAAUGAGCAAAUGCCAUAAAUCGUAGUUUUCCCUUCGUAUUCGGCGCGUACGGCCGGUGCGUUCUAAUUGUGCGUGCGGUGCAGCGUGCAACCGACACUUUUCAUUUUAGUGUGCACCGAACUCAAAAGUCAGUGGUCUUAUAAUAUGCUUUACCGCCGGUUUACUCUUCCAAUCGUUUCUAGUGGCACCCAUUAAUUUCCCAUCAAAGAUAGAGAUGUUCUGAGAGGUCGAUUGCCCGCUCAUAGGGCAUAGGGGACGGCGAUGGGAAAUUCUAAGCCAGUAGACUUCAGGUUCGAUCGGUUUUCAUUUCAAACCUUCCAACAUGCGAUACAGAUAACGUCUGUUUUGAAAAAUGUGUUAUCAAAUCUAGGCCGAAGUAUUGUGGAGUGGGGUGAGACUUUGAAAAAUUGGAUAUUGUUUAUGAUGCAUAUGCGGGGACAUUCAUUUCCACAUUGAUGAAGUGUGUCCUUGAAGUUAUGCGUAAAAAC